UCUAGCGGGGUCGAGCGUUUAUCGCGGGGAGGCGACACCGGAGCUGCUGAAGGCUCUCGCGAUCGCGCGUGGUCUUCCGUGACUGUGACACUGUGAUUUCGCGAAGACGCUCUCGGCAAAAAUGACAUCCCGUCACGAGAAGGAGCGCGCUAAGCAGAUUCAGGAAAAGUGUCAAAACCUGCUGACACAGAUGCUCCGCGACGAGGAUAACAAGUACUGCGUCGACUGUGACGCGAAAGGACCAAGAUGGGCCAGCUGGAACUUGGGAAUUUUCUUGUGUAUUCGAUGUGCUGGUAUACACAGAAAUCUUGGCGUGCAUAUAAGCAAAGUGAAGUCUGUUAAUUUAGACACAUGGACACCAGAACAAGUAGUAAGCUUACAGCAAAUGGGUAAUUCCCGAGCCAGAGCAGUCUAUGAGGCAAAUCUUCCAGACAGUUUCCGAAGACCGCAAACGGAUUGUAGUCUUGAAAGUUUUAUUCGAGCAAAGUAUGAACACAAAAAGUACAUAGCCAGAGAAUGGGUGCCACCUCCUUUACCGAAGGUCAAUUGGGAUAAAGAACUUGAUGAAGAAGCUGAGAGACAACGCAGGCGAAAAAAGGAGAGUUCCGAAGCUGCGACAACUGUACUCCCACUUGUAAAAAAACCUGAAGUAGUGCCUCAAUUGCCAAAACCUCGCAGUUCCGUCAGUCCUAAACUUGGUAGAACAAAAGAAAGUUCUGCAAUUCUGGAUCUCCUAGGUCUUGAUGCGCCAGCAACCAACCAAAUAAAUGUAAAUGGUUCUGGAGACGACGUGUUUUCUUCCUUCUUGUCUGCGCCACCUGCUUCGACAGCCACAACUGGAAAUGACGUUUCUAAUGGAAGUAAAGCAACCGCUAAAACCGAAGAGGAAAGUUUCUUUGAACAAACAGCGCCGCUAUCUCAAGAAAAAAGCAAAAUGACAAAGGACAGUAUUUUAGCAUUAUAUGGUACACCAAGUCAUCAAUCAUCGAUUUAUGGUGUUUCAGGAGGAGUGUAUUCUCAACAUUCUAUACCAUAUAAACAGCAAAUGUCAAAUGUGAAUACGUUUGGACAACAAAGUUCUUUAGGUCAAAUCGGCCAACUUUCUACACAAAUGCCGGUCACAAAUCAGAUGCUUGUUAAUCAAAAUCAAAUUAUAACGAAUCCUAGUUCGAUAGGUGCGGUAGCAGCCAAUCCUUUAGGCUUACAUCUAGGGCAAAUAAAUCAACUAAAUGGUGUACCAAAUGCUGCUAUGACGAUGCCACCUCAAAUGAUGAUGCAAUUAGGACAAACUAGUAUUACUAGUAAUAAUGGAUGGAGCGGUAUGUUGACGCAAAAUCUUCAGCCAGCUCCUGGCAGCAAUCCUUUCUUUAAUUUAACAGCACAGCAACAACAAACUGCUGCAUUCAAUGCUCAAUUGCCGCAACAAAUGUCGCAAAUGUCUAUGGGUGAUAUGAAUUUUUCCUCUACGACAGGCAAACCUGCCAAUGCCACUGCGUUACCCGGACAGACUCUUUCCACUAAUUUGUGGCAGUAAAAAUUUAUUGCAAAUAUUGUGAACCUUUGUUAUCUUGUUCAGUGUUGUAAUGUCGACAGUCUAUUAUCCAUCAUAACAUUUCCAUGUUUCUUCAUCGGAUGUUGCUUUAGAUAGUGAUAGAACCGAUGAAAGCAUAGAAAUGGGAACAAAAAAAAGAAAGAGAAAAUUACUCGAAUACUGUUUCAUGAUUCGUGAACGUGUAUAGUGCUUUGAGUUGAUAAAUAUUUCUUCGGAAGCCUGUGCUAGCUUUUAAUGUUAUUGUUGGAUGAAAAUGAUUGGAAUAAAAUAGAUCUUUGACUGAUUGUAAGAGAAGUUAUUUAGUUAGUAGCGACACUAUAUAUGUACCUUAUAUGGUACAAAAUUAUGCUACUAAAAUAAGAGCUUUUUGUAAUUGCGAUUGAAGUAUAUGUCAGGGUCCAUUUUCAUCACAACUUAGUAUUAAUUCAAAUCGGUGAUGGAAAAUGAUAUAAUUUUAGCUAAGAUUUCGUUGCUAUUCGUGCUAUGCAAAAGUGUGUUCGUGAAUUUAUUCACAAAAAUAGAAACAUUGAGAGGGAGAAAUUGACAUAAAGUAUAUGUAUUCUCGCAUCGAAUAGCAUCAAUAAUUUAUAAUUUGUUAAAAUUAUAUCAAAUCUCAAGUUCUGAUUCAAAUAGAGAUAUAUAUACAUAUAUAUAUAUAUAUAUAUAUAUAUGUAUAUGCAUACACAAGUUUUAUCAGAGAUGUAAAAAGACUUGAAUCUUCAUUGUAUUUUUAAGAUAUAAUCGACACGUGUGCAAUAUGUGUCCACAUUUAUUCUGUAUUAUUGAUAAAUAUAUAAAUGCAAGAUAAUAUAAAUACAUGAUAUCACACAUGUAUUUUAGUUGAAUAAAGCAUAGAAUAGGACUAUUA
Messenger RNA from Nylanderia fulva, 2420 nucleotides. RefSeq names its product stromal membrane-associated protein 1. Gene Ontology annotation, cellular component: cytoplasm. Lineage: Eukaryota; Metazoa; Arthropoda; Insecta; Hymenoptera; Formicidae. The record is from RefSeq and is a predicted model, not a curated record. Gene Ontology annotation, molecular function: metal ion binding; GTPase activator activity.